UUCUCCCAGUAGCGAUAAGGGUGUGGUAGAGCUUUUUGAAGCAGCGAAAGCUCCGGUGCCGGGCGCCGAGCAGCCGAACCGAACAAACACCACCACCACCACCACCACCACCACCGUUGGUGACGGUGCGAUGGACUGUGCGAUGGACAAGCACCUCAAGAACCUCAAUCUCGAUAGCCUGAUAGAGACCGAUAUCGUAGAGUACAUGGAGAAUCUUAGGGAAAAGCAUCUCGCCAGUGAACAAACUGGACAGCUGCAGCAGCAGCAGCAGCAGCAGCAGUCGUUGAAACCAAUUCUAGUAUCGUCACUAGCACCUUCACCACAACCACAGUCACCACCAUCGGACACACCACAAGACACAACACACCAGGGUACACAAUCAUCUCCACCACCACCACCACCACCUCCUAACACCCAGGGCUCCUUGCACUCCCCCAGUAAGUCUACCCAAACGUUCGCGUCGUCGUCGUCGUCGUCGUCGUUGAUGAAAUCCUCAACCGAUUCCACCGAUCUAGCGUCACCAUCGAGCCAUACCGCUGCAGGUCCGGGUUCGGGUCCGGAAAUGUCAUCCAGUUCCGGUUCUGGGACAGGUGACGAAAGCUACGGUUCCGAUCCGGCCACCACUGACAAACCACUGAGAUCACUGGCAACCGCAACCAUCGGUACGGGCAAAGGGCGCUCCAGCUCGGAAGGUGACGGGCAGCAACCGGAACAGCACCGCUACACACUCAGUGCAUCAUCGACCACAUCCUCCCCCGAGGGUACACUUAGCCCGAAGCUGGAGAAAACCAAAUCCCCGGCCAAGCGCAUGAAAUCAGUCGAACGGGAAAAGAGCCCAAUCCGGAUCAUAAAAAUCAAAUCACCGCGCAACAGUAUCGAUAUCGAGCGGCACGUGCGCAUCGAGAAGAGCCCCGAUCGGGCGCUUCGGCGUGCUUCGAGCCCGGCCAGCACUUCCUCGGCCACGAAGAAGGCGACCGAGGGCAUUCUGAAGAAGAAACAACCGGCGAACGGGAGCACCGGCACCGGCGGCAGUGGUGUGGUCAGUGGCAUCCUGAAACGUUCCUCCAGCCCGUCCAUCCUGGGGAAACCAUCGGAAAGCUCGGACAGUACGGCAUCGAAGACGACGGAUGCGAACCUUUCGUCCGACUACGAACAGUACCAGUCGACGACGGGCAACAACGGUCGCUGCUACAUGUCCCUGUCGAGCGAGUAUCUGGGCGUUGAGAAGGACUAUCCACACAUCUACCAGAACACGAAGGAGGAAAAGGUGAGGCGGGCGAAGCGCAGUGCCUCGGUUGGGAGUGCCGAGCGGAUGCGAUCCCUCGAGGGUGGCUACGAGUCCUCCUGCGGUUACUCACCGAACACGAGCUUCGAUGCUUCGUCGGUGGAGGGUGGUGGCGGUGCCGCUGGUGGUAAAAAGCGGUACAGCAUCUCCUCGGAGCGUUCGCCGAGCGAGUACCGGAAGGCGUACGGAAGCCGGCCCAACUCACCACCGAACGUUUACAGUCGCGAUGCGUCACCGAACCGGUGCUACGCUCGAGGGUUAUCACCGCAAACAUCACUCACCCGUGGUCUGUCACUGUCACCACAGUCGUCCUUUAAGGGCAUUUCACCGCAAAGCUCGUUUAGCCGGGGUCCUUCACCCCAGCGGGGCUACAAUGGUAGCAACAGCCGUGGACCUUCACCCCAGCGGGGCUACACCAGCGGCAACAGUCGAGGACCAUCACCACAACGCACUGGCGGGCACAGUUCAAGCCGGGCGGCGUCGCCUAUGCGAGGCGGUUACUAUCGGGCUAGCUCUCCGCAGUCACGCUAUGGACGCCGAUUGUCUCCUCAGGCGUCGGUGUACAGUAGCCGAGGACCGUCCCCAACACGCAACGUACCGUAUGCCCGGGGACUGUCGCCGCAACGCCGUGGAAGUCGCCAUUACUCGCCACCGAAAGAACACCAUCGUGGUGGUGGUGUAUCACCACAGCGGUUCUACAGUCGUGGUCCUUCACCGGAUCGCCACUACGAGCGACAGCGAGGCCCUAUACCACUGCCGAAAAGUUAUAGCCGUGGGGCAUCACCGCAGCGCAUGUACCGGCUCUCCUCUUCGCGCUCCAUCGAUAGCUCCUCGUUUCUGGAUUACGAUCACAAUCCUAACCUGCAUUAUGCGCGCAUUGAGCACGAUCGACGUGCCUACCAGCAGCAGCAGCAGCAGCAGCAACAGAUUAUGCAACAGCAACAGCAACAACAACAACAACAUCACCAUCACCACCAGUACUCAGCACAAUCGCACGCUUCUUGUAUGGAGUGCAUCAUGCAGGACAUGAAGCCUCCAUCGCAAAAGGCGCGCGCACGGCAGAGUCGUGCGCGGAAAAAGUCAUCCCGGGCCAAGCUAUACCAUCAGGCGAGCUUCGACAAACCGUCGUCCUUCGAUCACGACGAAAUCCAUGUCUAGAGGCUCCCUGGCAUGGCUGGCUGCUGAGCCACUGCUCUCCCUAUCGCUCGUAUCAAACCAUUCCUUCCCACUCUCUGUCAUCCGGCAGACACCGUGAUCUGAUGAAACCGGAUACCGGAUACCGGAAACUGUAACCUGCAACAACCAAAGACACACACGGCACCCCCGCUGGGUGCACACAAAGCACAGUACACAUGCUUCUAUUUUAUUCUACUCACGAUUUUAUCAAUAGCUUCUGAUGCUCAUGCAGCUAAAUAGCAGACAAAACCGGAAAAAAACGGGAACCCGAUCGACCUGAACGCUCCCAACCCAUACGGCUUCGUAGCAGUAAAAUCAAAACUUAAAUGUUAAAUCAAAUCAAAAGCAACACAACAGUGAAGGGAGUGAGUAGGCUCACUCACGCGUGAUCGCGUGAUCCUUCCCCCGCUCAUAACCAACCCAAAAUCAAAGGCAAAAUAGUACUUAACAUAAACAGUAAUCAAAUGUAAUGCGCAGACGCACGCAAUAGAAUAUCAAGAACAACCAACAGGGAUGGUUAACAUUAUACGAUGGCACGUGAAAUGUGUCCAAAUCAAAGGAAAUUACUAUCAGUAAAUCAAAAUAUUUAUCAAAACUGUUAUACGAAGCUGUCUACUCCUCUAUAACGGAAGGUGGCAUCAAGGAUGGAAACGCCGAUCGGAAAAAUGGAUUUUAACGACGAGCAACGACGACGACGAUGAAGAAAACGAGUUGGUUAAAGAGUGUUCAAGAUGGCGAGUGUAUCAAAUGGAAACCUAUCUGUUUCGUAACAUCCCGUUGAUCUUACGUUACAUUUAGUGUGGGAAUGAGUUUAUGCUUUUCGAAACCAAACCAAUGGAAUGUUUUGCGUAAAUCGCCGAAUUUAGCGAAUUGUUUCGAUGAUGCGUCGAGUGCGUUUUCGUAUUGUUACAUUACACUUUAGGUAGCUAUCGUACUACAAAUCGCCCCUCUGUUACUGCUUUUAAUCGGGACGAAGAAGGAGGAGAAGGAUAAGGGGAACGAUGGAUGCCAGAACAAAAUAUAACCAGAUACAUACGUAUAAUAUACCAAACAAAUACCAUAAUUCUAGUCGCAUACAGCGUAAAGCAAGCACAUGUUAACCGUAUCUAGUCAGACAACCAUACACCACAGUAUACAACCAGUUAUAGCUCUAUACCCAAAUCGCGCAAUAGCAACAACAGCAAAAGAAAAACAGUAGAACGAAAAAAACAGUAGGGUUCAACUACUAGGGAGCAUAUAGCAGCCAGUAUUGAGCCAAUGAGGCAUAGCAAGAUAGGGUUCAAAUAAUAUACCAUUUAACAAGAGUAAUACAGGUGAGUUUAUACAACCAAAAUAGCCAGUACCCUUUAUAACAUACAUAUUUAUAUAUAUAGCCAAACAAUCUGUCCGGGAUAGCCCGUAUCCGUCUGUCCCCUUCCAAGUCUGUGCACUCGGCACAGUACGAGUGCCGUUUUCGUUUCGGGAAAGCCCCAUGUCACAGGUGUAGGUGGGUGUAACCCGUUUGAUACGAGCCCCGCACUGCCACCAGCCCCUUAUUGGGUUAACGGUGGUGGUGGAAAUCGGUCGGUAACGGUAUCAGGAACGUUAGCUCGCAUGCUUUUCCCGCGCGGGAAAAAAGCUCAUCAACAACACUGGCAGCAGCAGCAGCAGCAGCAGUGAUGAGUUGCUGGAAGCAAACAAUCCACUCGCGGCACUCGCAGCAUCGGUCAGAGGCACGGUGUAUUCGAGAGCGGUGAACUGGUGGUGAGGAACUGCGAACGCAAUACUGAUCAAGACCGAACAAUAUAUACGAAUAUAUAUAUAUAUCGAAACGUCAACGUUUAGUGUAGAGAUAAAUUUCAAUGAAAAUGUUGUGAUUUUGUGCCAAUUAUCGGAUAAGCAGCUGGACGAAACACAUUUAUACAUAUUGAUUACCGGUAUUGAUAUGAUAAACGAUUUUAACCGAAAAAUCCCAGCCACCCUUCCACCCCGGGGGGAGAGAGGGACCUAGUGUCAGAUAUCCAGGAUCAACGAUAGCGAAGAGCAAACACUGGCGAACGCACGCACACGCUACGAAAUGCAUGCACACAGACGGAAACGCGCAAGCCGAAAAAACGGAGGAAAAAUUAAUAGUUAGUGAUACUAAUGCACCGCGAACAUGCGACACAUGAGAAAGUGCCGAAAAAAAAAUCAUACGAAUAAUGCACACAUUCCCGCACGCACGCAGGUUUGCAAUGAUAAUAGUAGAUGCGACAAUCGGAAUCGAAAUCGAAAUCGAACUCGAACUCGAACUCAAAAACAGUGAAAGGUUAAAGGCCCUCUUGCCCUCUUGUUAAUCAUUCUUAACUUGUUAACUCGUAUUGCUCGUAGGUGCCGGAACGGUCUUGGUUCGUUGUUUGCAUUCGAAUCAAAAGCACAUUGCGCCGUUGUCUAGUAUAGUUUUCAAAUCCGAUUCACCGAUCGUCGCACGGCACACUACACCAGGGGAGUCAUCACACUCAAGAAGCAAAGUUGUGGCCGCGUCGGAAUGGGUUUUUUUUAUAUAUGAUACCGUGCGGCUUAUACACUAUUAGCAACGUGCUCUGCGGGCACCUCUUUAGAUAGCAGAAGAUACUGUUUUCAACCUGUUCGCUGCGUUACGACACCUAUCCACGUAUAUUUAGAAGUGCAUAAAUCAGGCACACCAGCGGAGGUGAGAUUAGUUCAGGC
Messenger RNA from Anopheles aquasalis, 5149 nucleotides. RefSeq names its product serine/arginine repetitive matrix protein 5-like. Lineage: Eukaryota; Metazoa; Arthropoda; Insecta; Diptera; Culicidae. The record is from RefSeq and is a predicted model, not a curated record.